Molecule: messenger RNA, 5104 nt
Organism: Peromyscus californicus insignis
Lineage: Eukaryota; Metazoa; Chordata; Mammalia; Rodentia; Cricetidae
Product: N-acetyltransferase 8-like
Exons: 2
Coding region: 3369-4049 (226 amino acids)
Molecular function (GO): N-acetyltransferase activity
Source: RefSeq, a predicted model, not a curated record
CUGAUUGCAGAUCAAGAUGUAGAGCUCUCUGCUACCUCUCCAGCACCAUGUCUGCCUGUGUGCUGCCAUGCUUCCCUCCAUGGUGAUAAUGGACUAAACCUCUGAACUGUUAAGCCAGCCCCAAUUAAAUAUUUUCCUUUAGAAGAAAGUUGCCAUGGUCAUGGUGUCUCUUCACAGCAAUAAAAGCCUAACUAAGACACUCUGAUACUAGGAAUUGUGGGGCAUGACCUCUCACCUUUCAGCUGGUGGCAAACAAAGCAAGUGCAGCUGCCAGUAUGGCUAGAGAGCAGCCUAGGACCCAGUGGUGGGAGGAAGGCGACACUGAGCACAGAGUGUCAGAAGAAGCACAAGGUCCAACAUGCCUUCAAGAUGGAUUGGGACUGAGGCCACUGGGUUUGGGAGAAGCCACCAAGGAUAUGAGGGCACAGAGGGUCAGUAAAACCCAUGAGCCCUUCAGUUUAACUUCUGUUUCUUCUGGAGGUGAUAUGACCCAGAAUCUGCAUGGCCACAAUCACAGCCUCUGCUCCUUCAGGCUGUGUUUAACUUUGGCCCCUAGUUUAACUUUGCUUAGCAUUCACAUGUUAGAGACAAUAUCAAAAUGUCCUAAGACAGAGUGAGCCAUUGUUGUGUGAUAAUAUUCCUGGGAAGACACAAUACUGUAAGGGAAUUGUAUUGGCUCAGGACCCCCAAGACCAAGUUCUCAGCACAAAGGAGAUUUAUUUGCCCCAGAGGGACAGAGGGCAGGGAGUAAGAGACAAAGACAGGAGAUAGAGGAUGAGGGAGAAGGGGAAGGGAACAAGGGAGAGGGGGCAGGGAUACCUGUCCCAGAGUGGGACAAAGGACUGCCUCUGGGUAGAGAGGAGACAGACAUGGCACAUAGGAAAAUGGUGUUUACAAAGGUACCGGGGGAACCCCAAAUUAGGAUGAGGUGUUUCAUUUUAAUUGGGCAUGUUAAUUAGGUGAGCCAAAGGGGGCUUCUGAUUACUGGACUUCAAUACUUUGAUAGCUGGGCCUUGGUAGUCAGCCUGAGGAGAAGUGGCCAAAUAAGGGAAUAGACCUUGGUGGCUAGCUUUAGAAUGUAAUCGAAUGGUGUUUUAGCAAGGCAGAGGGAAUGGGGGAAGGGCAAUGCCUUCCAGAGCCAUGUUUGUCAUGCUCAGACUGGCUAGAGUCCCUUCAAAUACACACACACACACACACACACACACACACACACACACACACACACACGCCUACUUACCACAGACAGAGCUGAAAACAGGCCAAAGUACAGACACCAUUCAAAGUCCAGCUUAGUGAACCAAUGAGUUUUAUUGGGUCACGUACAGAAAUAUUGGUGAAUGGUUACUUACAGGAGCAGGAAUGGUUCAAAAACAGCUGCAUCAUCAAAACCCACCCCAUCGUGGGUGACAGAUCACAAAAACAGGAAAACCUGAGUGAAUUGCAUACCAAUACUUCAACAGGCUGCAGAGUAUUCUUUCCAAAUGGCUCAGUAGGUCUGAAUCUCUUCUAGGUAAUUUGACUGAUCUCCACUUCUCUCAGGUAGUUCAACUUGUCCUCGAGUCUCCCAACAGUCUACUUAUUGCUCAUAUAUUCUUAUAUGCUUGAGGAGGAAGCAUAGUCAAUCUAGUCAGUUUCAGGGACUUCCUGAAGUUCUUGAGUUGCUUAAUGCUUGAGUUUAAGAAGCUUCCAGCAAGCCGAGUAUUUCUCCUCUCCUUGCAGCAUUUCAUUGUUUUGCCUCCCUAUAAACAUCCUGUGUUGGAAACUGCUAUGUAACACCCAUUUUCUCCCGAGCAUCAUGAGAAUGGUUAACCUGGAACCCUAGCUUGAAGAUCCCGAAACAUCACAGCCUCCACCAGGACCUGGGUUGCAGCCUCUGGUUUGCCAUGAAGAAUCUGCAGGCAGCACUUAGAGGCCACCCCUGAGUUUCCAAAACUAGCCUCUCCCUACAUGAGCUUAGACGUUGUGCUGUGCCCUCUCUGCAUCUCUGAGGCCGACCUCCUGCUCAUUGCUGUCUGAGUAGUGCUGACCCUGGUCACUCCUGCCCCCAGUGCACCUCAGAGUGGUGCAGAUUUCACUGUCUGGCCUUUGUCUUACUGGACAGGCCAUAGGCACGCUGCUCUUGCUGAUGUCUCCUCAGCCAAUACUGCACAAGGCCUCUAGGUCCACAACAUUGUGGGCAAACAAGACCCCUUAGUAAUUAAAAAAAAUAUAUAUCUUUUGAACCUGUCCCUAGCUCAGCUAUAUGUCAGGGUUCCUCUUGGGAACCAGCACUGAGUGUUAAUUUCUAGGACAUCUGGUUGACCACAGGCUUCUGCAGCAUGCAGUCUGCACACGGGGGACCCUUGUUUUGCCAAGACCAUCCACAGGUCUCUAUGCACAGCUCCUCUUUCUGACAUGACUGACUCAUGUUUCAAGUGAACAAAGACAAAUAUGGUUUCCCCACCACGGCUGUCAUUUAGCAUCCCAGCUAAAAGCAUAUUCAUAGCCUCACGUGCACCUGGAAUGUGAUGUCUACUGCUUGGAUGGGAUGUGGGUCCUGUAUAACCAGGUCUCUACUAGUACCAGCCACUCCUUCACUCGUGAACCAUCCUUUCCCAAGGUGCCUUGGUCCUGCCUCAGGAGCAUCCCUGCUUCUGUCUGUUCACCCUGACGAGCUGCCCUCACUGCUCAGGAGACCAGCCAUCCUUCUUCUAUUCCUCCUCUAUCUCAGCAUCAUCGCCCUCUGGUCCUUGACACUGCUGUGAGGCUGUCCUGCUUUCCCUUGGCCCCAAAGCUCCCGUGCAACUCCCUCUAAGUAAGAACUCACUGUAGCCUCCUCUCCACCUGUGCAGGGAAUCAUGGGAAGGGACAGCAGGACCUUGCCAAGCCUUCAGGUCACAGUUGCAGGUAGAGGAGGAGGCUUGCUUCCACGGGGACAGCUCCUUGGAGAAGGGUGUCCCUCUGAUUUGCUCUUGCCUGUGAGGCAACCCCUCUGCUAAGAUAUGUGAGAUGGAUGAGUAGUCUUCCAUGCUCUCAGCAGCUCCCAGAGCUCACAUGGUCGUCCCCUGUCCAGGGCCUGUCAUCCCGGAGGCAGCACUUCUGGCCUGAAAAGGCAGUAUAGCAGGUAAAGCCAUGUGAUAGUUGAAGGGGCGGGGCCAGAGGGUACUGCAGACCUCAGGCAUUCAUUGUCCUAGAACAAGUGCAGGCAAGCUUAGACAGGGAGAAACUGGGCCACAAAGGGCUUUGCUGCUGAGCCAAUGGACCUGAACUCUUGUCAAGGACAUGCGAGCUCCAGGUGAGUUGCUGUUGCAUAGAAGGGCUUGGAGAAGGUGUGCUGGCAGGUCUGACUGUCCCUUGUGGAUGCGAAUUUGAGACCCAGAAGUCUCCCCAUGGCUUAUCACAUCCGCCAGUACCAGGAGAGGGACCAUAAACAGGUCCUGGACUUGUUCUCUAGAGGCAUGGAGGAGCACAUCCCCGCCUCCUUCCACCAUGCAUUGAUGCUGCCCCGAACCCUCCUGGUUUUACUUGGGUUACCCAUUGCCCUGGUCCUAGUGUAUGGUUCCUGGCUGCUGGCCGUUAUGUGUGGCUUCCUUCUGCUUCUAUUACUGUGGCUCCUUGCCAGACAGCCCUUGAAGAAGUUUGUGGCCAUGUGUUUACACACAGACCUGGCUGACAUCACCAAGUCCUACCUGAAUGAGCUUGGUUCCUGCUUCUUGGUGGCUGAGACUGAGGACCAGGUGGUGGGCAUGGCGGCUGCUCGGCCAGUCAAGGAUCCCUCAUUAAACAGGAAGCAGCUGCAGCUUUUUCACCUGUCUGUGUCCUCACAGCAUCGAGGACAGGGAAUUGGGAAAGCACUGAUCAGAACUGUCCUCCAGUUUGCACGAGACCAGGGCUACAGCGACGUUGUUCUUCGUACCACUGUGCUGAUGCAUGAUGCUGUGGCCCUCUAUGAGGGCAUGGGUUUUCAGAAGACAGGCAAGUCCUUCUUCAACACAAUAGCGAAGCUACUGACUGUCCCUUCAAUUCAUUUCAGGCUCCUACUCCCUUUGGCUCAGGAACAUGAGCUAUGAUCUUAUUUUCCUAUACAUCUGUCAGCCUUCAGCUCACUGUGCUAUCACAGGCAAACCCCAAUGUUGCAGUGGAUCAUAAAGGCGUAUUUGUCAUGCUUGUUGGAAUCUUGUAUGUCUGAUGGUGGGUAAUGGAGUGCUCCAUUUCCUCCAAAAUCAUCUUCCUGUAGAGGACUGUCAGUGACCGCUAAUGCAGUGGGGUAGUUUCAUGGUCUGACCAGCCUGUGUGGUCCAUGCUGACACUGACUAGACCCAGUCUUGUGGACCAGCAUGACUAAGUAGAGGCCAUGAAUGGAGUGUUUCUGUGGGUCCAGGAAAGGGUGUGAGACUAGAGAGAGUCCAAGAUUUACUGCCCUUGGGAACCAAGGCUAGAGUGGCCGCAGUCCCAAGACAGGAGGGACUCCAGAAACUUAGAUGCUUCAUGCCUGACCUUGCCAUCCUACAUCCUUCAUGGAUGAAUUAAGACAUAGCUGUGUGCUGAUGCUUUCAAGACUGCCAUUUCUGCAACUUCAUCUCUGGCCCUGACACAUAGGUCUGACACUGUCUCACACUGGACAUCCCCGACCCAGAAGGACCACAGCUGUCUGGGUUGUCCUUAGCCAGUCAGCACUGGAGCUACUGCCCACCCUUGGCAUUGUAUCCUGCUCACAGUUGUCUCUGAGGGACCUGAGAAGCAAUUCUCUGCCUUCCUGACAACUGGUCUUGUCACAGGCUCAUGUAUCUUCAUGUUGUUCUUUUGGCAGGUUGUAGAAUGGUUCCAGACCUAAGUGAUGUGUUUUCCAGAAACACAUGCUUCCCUCUGGGACUUCCACAUAGACAACAAACAAACAAAAACCACAACCCUUUCUCCUUAUUAGUUGGCAUUUCCAGUGUUGGAAAGUGCUAUGCAGGCUGUCAGGGUGGAUGGGAGGGCUGUUGAAUCACCUCAGGCAGGUAUUCUUGCUGGUGUGAUAGUGUCAUAGUUGCUAUGGGAACAGACAACUACUUUCUGAAUGGACUUAAGGGUCACUCCAUAGAGAGAUGUAGAUGAAUUUCUAAAUAAAAACCACGGAGCCAGA